ACAUGUAGCUUUAAUACAUCACCGUCAGUUUGUGGUCCUUUAUGUAUAUUUAUUUGUACCUGACAAUUUUUUUGAGUCCUUGCGAUAGGUGCGAUGUAAGCCGCACGGGCUGGCAUCCCUUGCUUUUUAUUACCACUAAAAAUAAUGCAUUCCCAUUUAUUGAAAUAUAUGUAUCUAUGAUUCACAUAAAAUCACCUAGUAUCAGGUAGGUCACGAGCUGUAGUUCAAAGUAAUAUAUAAAUGUUUAUGUAAUUUAUAAAUUAAUAUAUGUCGUGAAUAAACAUUGAAAUACCGAAACCAGAAAUCAAACCGAAAUUCGUUGUUUGUGAGUUUUUGUAAGUGUAUCUAUGCCAAUAUGGAAAGAUAUAGGCAGAGAGCUAUACUUUUUAUUUACGAUUUUAGACGAAAGUGUAUUGACUGAUUGACAUUAUUUAAAAAAAAAACGUGUGAAUGCCGGACAACGUAUAUUGAAGGGCGCCGUAGUUAGAAUGUUGAAUGAAUUUUAAGUUUCAUAAUUAUUUUAUCUCGUAUCAAACUAAUUAACGUUGAAAGUUUUGUAAGCUCCGUAUUCUCCAAUUUCGUCAGAACCAUCCAAGUUGCAAUAUUGUGGAAUAGUUUAUAUACAAUAGUUUUUUUUUGUAAAUAUAUGUAUAUGCUAUUUGUAUUGUAAGCUUGAUGGUUCCGUAUUUAUGUCGCGAAGCACUCAUACAUUUCGGUUUGGGGAUUGGGUCAUCUAUCAUUCAAGGCAUUUGUGAUUUCGACCUCGUGUUUUAAGCUUUACCUGGCACAGUUCGGGAACAAAUAUGGACCGCAAACUAUUUAGUAUUAUUAAAUGAAACCCUGAAUCACGAUGGAGGGGUUUCUACACCAUAUGGCGCCGCAGUUUUUGCAUCCUGCACUACAGAGCUUCGGAUGUGGCGCUUUCCGGCCUAUUGGGGGUGCUUUCCACCCUCUGUACCCGGGCAAAGCCUUCGCUAGACAUCUCGGAGAGCAAUACGCGCUCGGCCAAAGCGUCGGACAAGCACUAAGGAGCGUACGCGACGACACGAGUACUCCGCCGCUGUACCGACACAGUUACACGGCGCGCGACGACACAAGCUCGCCCGGUUCCGCCGCCUCCGCCUCCCCGAGGCCCUGCAAGGAUGACGAGACACCGGCCGCGGCCACAUGCACCGACUCGCAUGAUUUCUUUUCGCCCGACGGUGAACGCAAAUCGUCUUGUGGGGUAUGCGGCGCGCGACUCGGUCCCGGCGUGGCUCAGGCGCACUUCCUGCAGGAGCUACAGCAUUUGUACAGCCUGAGCGCUCUGCCGCGGGAGACGUUGCCGCCCUCCCACGCACUUCAACACCAGGACGAGGAUGCGCGGUGGGAGACAUACCAGCGUAUUCGUGCAAAUCGGCAGCGUCGCCUCAAGCUACGUACGAGGAAACGACACCACACAGUGGAGAGUAUGCUUGGAUACGACUUAGAAGAGGAACGUCGGGAGGAGAGGCCACGCGAAUCUCGACCUUAUGAUGCCGAAGAUGAACCAGUAGACGUUGAAGGAGACUCGCUGGGCUGGCCUGAGGCGGCCAUCAAUGUUGACGAUAAAGAACAACGUCCCGACAGCGACAAGUUGCAUAUGAACUACGUUGAGGAUCUCGAAAUAUCGAGCACAAACGACGCCAUGCAGUCACCAGAACGCGUGAGGAUCGAAACUCCGAAGCCGUUGGCGUUGGAGUGCACCAAGACGUGUGAGGGCCUCGAGCGUCCGGCCGAGGUGACCACGUCCGAGCCGUGGCCGACGACCGCGACUACUGCUGCUACGGCCACAGACGCUUGGCCGACCCUCGCCGCCGAAGCGUACAUUCAGGCUACGCGCCACAAGAUUGACGGAGAAAACAUCCCGUCCUCCACAGACUCUCGCAACUAAUCGACACUUUGUCUUUUUUUUCGUCUGCCUACAAGGGCAAUAAAAAAAAAAGUUGGGCAGCGGCUUGGCUCUGCCCCUGGCAUUGCUGAAGUCCAUAGGCGACGGUAAUCACCAGUGGUCGUUGUGGGUAGAUUGAUUUAUAUACUUGCGUCAAGAUAUUAUAAUAUGGACAUGCCAUUUUAUCCAUAAUGAUAAUUUUUGUAAAUUGAAAAAAAAAAAAAUUAAUCCUCAUGGGAUACAAUUUCUAUAUUUAUGAGAUAAAGUAACAAAAAGCCCUGUCUAAGUUUUGUCUCACACGGACAAGCGUCAUUUCUAAUUCAACAGAAAGGGACAAAAUACGGUGUAACUAUUCCAAGGUGUUUUUGUAUAAAAUAAAAUAUCAAAAAUCACCAUUAGCUAGCACUGGUAGCGUAGAUUAAUAUUAUUAAUACGUUUUUCACCUUAAACACAGAUUCAUGCUAAUUUCAACAUUCCGGAACACAAUAAAUAUGAAGUUCCGGUAUUUUGGAAGCAUAUCCAUAUUAUUCUCUACGUUUGACGUCAACGACAUUAAAUCAAUCUACCUACUCCGACCUCUAGUAAUCACUCACCAUCAGGUGGGCCGUGUGCUCGUCUGCCUACAAGGGCAACAAAAAAAAACAUGGCGCCAUAUUUUCUUUGACGUCAAACGAACUAUACUUAGUCACAGGUGGUAGGACGUCUUGUGAGCCCGCACGGACAGACACCACCACCCUGACUAUUUCUGCCGCGAAGCAGCGAUGCCUUACGGUUUGAAGAAUACAGCAGACGUUGUACUAACAAACUUUUUUUUUAUUGCUUAGAUGGGUGGACGAGCUCACACCCCACCUGGUGUUAAGUGGUUACCGGAGCCCAUAGACAUCUACAACGUAAACGCGCCAUCCACCCUGAGGUAUGAGUUCUAAGGUCUCAGUAUAGUUACAACGGCUGCCCUGCCCUGAGACUUAGAACCCAUGUCUCGAAGUUGGUGGCAGCAUUUACGUAGGGUGACCACUGAACAUCAAAUCGGAAUUGAGCUCGCACACAGUUAGUUUGAAACGAAAAAAAAAAGAACUUGAUUCUUAUUUCUCGAGAUUAGAAAGUCGAAAAGAGGUCUGUUAACAAAACUUUCAACUAUCAUUUUUAAAUGUGAUUGUGCUUCUAAUGUCACAAAUACACACAAAAGUGAUGUAUGAAAAUAGUGGUUAUUAGCAGAUGUUCCGAUUUCGAGAUUUAAUGAUAAUAAUUUGCAGGAGCCAAGGAAUCUAUUGGUUUUUACUAAACUGUCUUCAGAGCUUGCGAUGUAUUUCUUGUGUCAACGAAUCUAAAUAAAUAAUGCGAACGAAAGCCUGCCCAUGUGUAUAGUUUAAAAAGUUUGGUGUUUUGUUUUGGUUUUACGAAGACUACUCGUAAUUUUUUACCAUACUUUACGAAAAAAAAAAUUAUGAUAAUCUUACAAUAUACUCCGUAAUGUAAUUUAGAUUUUUUAUAAUUAGAUUUUGUGCAAUAUAAUUAUGUAACAUAUUAUGUAUUCACACACAAAGAUACAAACAAAUAUUCUCUAUUCAUAUCGCACACUGCUUUGUAUUAUUAAAAUUUAUUAUAUCAUAUUAUAAACUAAUUAUUACGUACUGAGUUCUAGUAUUAAAUACUAACUAGUAUAUUGUUUAUCCAAUAAUUUUUUUUGAUAUUAGGUAAUAAAAAAAACCUUGUUAAUUUUCUUGUACAAAGCGAUCCUAUUAUAAAUUAUAUUUAAUAUUGUUAAUCAUUGUAGUGUAAUAGUUUUAAGUAAACUGUCUAGUUUUAAAUAUUUAUGAAAAUACAAAAAAAAAGCGUUUCUAUAGAAUAUGCAUGUUUAGUUACGUGCUCAGUAGAAUUUUAGCUUGGCUUGAAUAAAAACGUAGAAAAAAAAAACAA
Bombyx mori (domestic silkworm) is the source of this 3826-nucleotide messenger RNA. RefSeq lists its product as uncharacterized. Gene Ontology annotation, biological process: protein ubiquitination. Bases 851 to 1912 code for a protein of 353 amino acids. The transcript has 8 exons. Gene Ontology annotation, molecular function: ubiquitin protein ligase activity. The record is from RefSeq and is a predicted model, not a curated record. NCBI's taxonomy places the organism in Eukaryota, Metazoa, Arthropoda, Insecta, Lepidoptera, Bombycidae.